Scophthalmus maximus (turbot) is the source of this 3767-nucleotide messenger RNA. RefSeq names its product solute carrier family 12 member 3 (gene slc12a3). NCBI's taxonomy places the organism in Eukaryota, Metazoa, Chordata, Actinopteri, Pleuronectiformes, Scophthalmidae. Gene Ontology annotation, biological process: potassium ion homeostasis; chloride ion homeostasis; sodium ion transmembrane transport. Gene Ontology annotation, molecular function: sodium:potassium:chloride symporter activity. Gene Ontology annotation, cellular component: membrane. The transcript is spliced from 26 exons. The coding region runs from base 116 to 3208 and encodes 1030 amino acids. The record is from RefSeq and is a predicted model, not a curated record.
ACAAUGAGGCUGCAUUCAUUUACCCUCAACUGCAGAGCGGCUCCUUCACCAUCGACUCUGACUGACUCACUGACAACCUGCUGAAAACACAGUGAGGACCAUCCUGCCGUCCCGAAUGGAGCUGCCAGUGUCCAGCGACGUCAUUCACCUGGCUGCAUUCAGACCCAGAGCUCCUCCGCCAGUCGUCAAUGGGAAGGCAACACAAGGCGGGGGGUUGAACGAGUCCGAUUACUAUCAGUGUCUCCGCGACGGGGGCAUCGUCGCGCCCCCUGGAUCCGAUGCUCCGACCGGCUACGAGACUCUGGACUCUCCGCCGCACUACGACUUCUACGCCAACACGGAGGUGUGGGGCCGCCGGAGACGCUUCAGGCCGUCUCUGUACCAGCUGUACGCCAACCACGAGGAUGACCUCAAACCCCCUGUGUACGAGGAGACGGCAGGUGGACAGAUGGAAGGAGGCGACAGCUCUGAGGAAGACGAGGACGAGAGCAAAGAGCCGCCGCCUGAGCCCACUCGCUUCGGCUGGGUGCAGGGGGUCAUGAUCCGUUGCAUGUUAAACAUCUGGGGCGUGAUCUUGUUCCUGAGGCUGCCCUGGAUUACUGCUCAAGCCGGAAUAGGUCUGACCUGGGCGAUUAUCCUGCUCUCCUCUUUCAUAACUGGCAUCACCGGUCUCUCCACUUCAGCCAUUGCUACCAACGGAAAAGUCAAAGGAGGUGGGACCUACUUCCUGAUCAGUCGCAGCCUCGGCCCGGAGCUGGGUGGAUCCAUCGGCCUGAUCUUCGCCUUUGCCAACGCCGUGGCUGUGGCCAUGCACACCGUGGGCUUCGCUGAGACUGUUGUGGAGCUCAUGCAUGAGAACGGAGCUGUCAUGGUGGACCGCAUGAAUGACAUUCGCAUCAUCGGCGUCAUCACCGUCACAUGUCUGCUGGGAAUCUCCAUGGCUGGCAUGGCCUGGGAAUCCAAGGCCCAGAUUCUGUUCUUCCUGGUCAUCAUGGUGUCAUUUGCCAGUUACAUCGUGGGAACAAUCCUCCCUCCUUCGCCACAGAAACAAGCCAAAGGGUUUUUCAGCUACAAAGCGGACAUCUUCGCUGCUAAUUUUGUGCCCGGCUGGCGGGGACCAGAGGGAACCUUCUUUGGCAUGUUCUCCAUUUUCUUCCCGUCCGCCACAGGCAUCCUGGCGGGAGCGAACAUCUCCGGGGACCUGAGGAAUCCAACGGUGGCCAUUCCCAGGGGAACACUGAUGGCCAUAUUCUGGACCACCAUAUCCUACCUCAUCAUCUCUGCAACCAUAGGAGCCUGUGUGGUGCGGGACGCGUCCGGCAUGUUAAACGACACCCAGUCUUCCUCCUCGUCCGACGAGGAUUGUUUGGGCUUAGCUUGUCGUCACGGAUGGGACUUCAGCGAGUGCAUCAAGAAUGACACAUGCGCCUACGGCAUCAUUAACUACUAUCAGUCGAUGAGCCUGGUGUCGGCCUUCGCCCCGCUCAUCAGUGCUGGGAUCUUUGGAGCGACUCUCUCGUCGGCGCUCGCCUGCCUGGUGUCGGCUCCCAAAGUCUUCCAGUGUCUGUGUAAGGACAAACUCUACCCGCUCAUCGGCGUCUUUGGCAAAGGCUACGGCAAGAACGACGAGCCGCUCCGAGGCUACAUGCUGACGUACGUCAUCGCCGUCUGCUUCGUCCUCAUCGCCGAGUUGAACACCAUCGCUCCCAUCAUCUCCAACUUCUUCCUGUGCUCCUACUCGCUCAUCAACUUCAGCUGCUUCCACGCGUCCGUCACCAACUCGCCAGGCUGGCGUCCGUCCUUCCGGUUCUACAGUCAGUGGCUGUCGCUGCUGGGCGCCGUGUGCUGCGUGGUGAUCAUGUUCCUGCUGACCUGGUGGGCCGCGCUCAUCGCCUUCGGCGUCGUCUUCUUCCUCCUGGGAUACACGCUCUACAAGAAGCCCGCUGUGAACUGGGGCUCGUCGGUGCAGGCGGGGUCCUACAGCCUGGCUCUGAACCAGUGCGUCGGCCUCAACCACGUGGAGGACCACGUCAAGAACUACAGACCUCAGUGUCUGGUGCUGACCGGUCCUCCCGCCUCUCGUCCAGCUCUGGUGGAUCUGGUCAACUGUUUCACCAAGAGGCUCAGUCUCAUGAUGUGCGGCAAUGUGGUCACCGCCGCUGCCUCCCCGGCCUCGACGCAGGAAGCGAGCGGCGAGCGUCACGUGACCUGGCUGAACCGGCGGAAGGUCGGGGCCUUCUACAGGGGAGUGGUGGCGGCGGAGCUGCGGUCGGGAGUCAACAUGCUGCUGCAGGGGGCAGGUUUGGGUCGGAUCAAGCCCAACGUUCUUCUGAUGGGAUUCAAGACGGACUGGCUCAGUGACGCGCCGCAGGCCGCACACGCCUACAUCGGGAUAUUACAUGAUGCGUUCGACCUACAGUACGGCGUGUGUGUGCUGAGGACGAGGGAGGGACUAGAUGCCUCUCGUCCAACUCAAUCGCACGUCAAUCCAGGCUUCGAUGGAGGAGCAGAGAACAUCAACACCAUCUCGGCCCCGUCCUGCAUUCAAACCAGCAUCACAUCUUCUGUGUCCACUGAUCCAGAUCCUCAGCCCAGCUCAGUGUUUCAGGAGAAACAGGGAAAGAAAACCAUCGACGUCUACUGGCUGUCUGACGACGGAGGUCUCACCCUGCUGCUGCCCUACCUGCUGACUCGCAGGCGGCGCUGGGGCAGAUGUAAAGUCCGAGUGUUCGUGGGAGGAGAGGCGGAAAAGAAGGAGGAGCAGAAAGAGGAGUUGUUGGAACUGAUCAAGAAGUUUCGUCUCGGUUUCCACGACGUUGAAGUUCUUCCCGACAUCUUCCAGCGUCCGCAGCCCGCGAACGUUCAUCAGUUCGAGGACAUGGUGAGUCGCUUCAGGCUGGACACCAACCCCAAGCAGGACUCUGAUUGUGGGCCGCCGGGCCAGCGGGAGGGGCCCUGGAUGAUCUCUGAGGAGGAUGUGGAGAGGAACAAGGCGAAGUCUCUCCGUCAGAUCCGUCUGAACGAGGUUCUGCAGGACUACUCCAGAGAAGCUGCUCUGAUCAUCAUCACCAUGCCAGUGGGGCGCAGAGGGGUGUGUCCCAGCACUCUCUUCCUGGCCUGGCUGGACGCCCUGUCGCGUGAUCUGAGACCUCCCGUCCUAUUGGUCCGAGGAAACCAGGAAAACGUUCUCACCUUCUACUGCCAGUGACUCGUCUCCUCGACUCUGAUGCACUUACUGUCCUGAGGUUUUUUUUCUAUCCUGUGUUGCCCGUGGCGACGCCUUGAUGACUGUAUUCAUGAUUAUCUGAUCACUUUAUUGAUUCAUAACGUGUGUCAAUUAUACGUUGUAGUCUUUUAGAGGGAGGUGCUACUGACGUCCUGGAAACAUAUACGAUACAUACAUACACAAUAUACUGUCAAAUUAUGUGCACAUUAAAGGUUUCUGCCCUUUCCCUUAAAUUUGCUUAUGGCACACAGUUAGUUAUUGUUGUAAUUAACAUGGUUUGAUUCACUCCGUGUUUCCGGAGGCAUGUGUUAUUAUAUAUAAUGAGACUGUGAGUGUGCAGCUGCAUAUUCAUCAAUCAUAAAUAGAAACUCCGCCUGUCUCAUGUUAAUCAAUAAUGUGCUGAUUCUGAGCAGCGCCACAUGUUCAACUGUGCCAGUUGAUAAAGACUUUUUGUUGUUGUUGUAUUUAUAAAUCCGUCCAGAGUUGUUGACUGAUGACUCAAAUUGUCAGAAAAUACAGAAUAAACUUGUAGUUGAAUCUA